AUGGAGGAAGGUAUGGAAUUUUUGGACAAUGUGAUUGAAGACACCAUCAAUGUCUACCAAGGUCAAAUCUCGAUCAAUAUGGAUAUGGCGAGUGCCAAGGAUAUUGACGAUGGUCAAACGGUCACGGGGAUGCUGGAUGAAAUGCACGAACGUGAACAACAACUGGAGGAUGCCUUUGUGGGAAUCAAAGCUUGUGACAACGCCUUGGCGGCUAAAGAUCAGGCCCUGGCUCAGCAGAAAGCCGCGACGGCGGCUCUUCAAGCCCAACUUGACGCCCUUCAACGCCAGACAGCCCACCACUUGGCCAUCGAUUCGCAACCACCUGCUCAAAACAAUGAGGUCUCCCCAGAUCGGUCCGAAUUUACUAUGCCACCAAAAAAGAGGAAAAGCAAGGAUACUUCCACGACUAAGAGGAGAGUUAACAGGUCUAAGGCUGGUCUUAAGCCGCCCACUAAGUAA
Molecule: messenger RNA, 459 nt
Organism: Cylindrotheca closterium
Lineage: Eukaryota; Bacillariophyta; Bacillariophyceae; Bacillariales; Bacillariaceae
Source: the annotation of a GenBank genome assembly